AUGUUUGAAGGAAUGGCACGAGUGCGUGCAACUCGGAGGCAGCUUCAGGAGGUUUUAGGUGAACGAGAGCAACGGUGUGAGGACGACGAUGACGACUACUGCCACAUCAUUGACACCAAUAUGGAUCAGGCCGAGGACGAAGCUGAGGGCAACAUCUGGGGUGAUUUUGGAGAUGACACGUUCAGCCCUGACACUGACGAUGAGAACGAUGAGAGCAACGGGCAAACAGAUGACGACAUCGAACGGAUGACUGAAACGAUUGCAUAUGAGGUCAUUGGAGAGCUCAUGGCGGGAGGAGCCAUCGAUCGUUCUAUAUUUUUUGAUGACGACGGCAGGCAGUAUGCCAUCAUCUAG
Messenger RNA from Seminavis robusta, 354 nucleotides. Lineage: Eukaryota; Bacillariophyta; Bacillariophyceae; Naviculales; Naviculaceae. The record is from the annotation of a GenBank genome assembly.